Messenger RNA from Cajanus cajan (pigeon pea), 1171 nucleotides. Its product is annotated as protein TONNEAU 1b. The record is from RefSeq and is a predicted model, not a curated record. Gene Ontology annotation, molecular function: protein binding. NCBI's taxonomy places the organism in Eukaryota, Viridiplantae, Streptophyta, Magnoliopsida, Fabales, Fabaceae.
GCUUGGGCCGUCGAAGUAGAGAAGCGAGCCGGUCCAUAAUGAAUCUAAUCCAGCGUGACAAAAUGAAAUGAAAUGGACGAACGUUCGCAAUCGAGGAAGCACAGAAGCGAAGAGGGAAAAGAAGAAGGAGGAAAGCAGAAGUAGUUGGGUGUGGCAAUUGGUUGCGCGAGCGAGCGAGCGAGAGAGAAAGAAAUGGACGACUACACGAGGGAAAUGAUGGACCUGAAGACACUCGUCACUCGCACUCUCGAGAAGAAAGGCGUCCUCGCCAGGAUCCGCGCCGAACUCAGAGCGAGUGUGUUCGAAGCCAUCGAAGAGGAGGAUCGCGUCAUCGAGAAGGACCAAGGUCUACCUCCUGCAUUGCUCGGCAGCUGCAACGAUCGAGCUAAACAGCUUCACGCUUCUCCUCCAGGGAGACUCCUUACGGCGAUGAUAUGUGAAUACCUUGACUGGGCGCAGCUCAAUCAUACGCUGAAAGUUUAUCUUCCGGAAUGUAAUUUGCAGGAGAAGGAUUUUUGGAAGGGGGAGCUUAAAGAGUUUAGUGCCAAAAAUGGAUAUGAUCUCAACAGAAACAGGGAUAGUCCUCUACUCCUGGAUGUGCUCGAAGGAUUUUUGAAGCUUGAGAAUUUAUCCCAAGCUAGGGCUAGUGGUAGGAGAUUUACUGGUUCAGAAACCGAGCCUUUACCUAACUCAGAAUCCCGUAGCACCCGAAGGCAUUCUUCCUCAUCUGUUGCUGGUGGCUUACCUCCCCUGGGAAGGGCUGUUCCUUCAUCUCAGGCAUCUGAUAGGAGAGGAGGAUCCUCCAUGUCUGCUUAUAGGAAGGAUGAGUACAAUUGGCGAUAUGACGGUGAUGAACUUCCUGAGGACAUAAUUCAAGCCUCAAGUGCUUUGGAAAAUCUUCAAUUGGACAGAAAAGCUCGGAAUCUAACAUCUUCUUGGCGACAUGCUGGCGAUGGAAUCAGUGAGGAUGAUGGCAGGGUUGAUCACGUGUAGAGGGGCAGACAUUGCUUGCAUAACCACAGUCUGCUCCUGUAUUUUAUUGUGUAUUCUGAAUUUUCUGUCUCGGGCGAUAAUUGUAUGAGCCUAAUUUUCUGUAAGAUCAUUUAAUUGUGAUGUGGUUUAGUGUUUUUUUAUAAGCUAUUUUCUCUCUAAAAUUCCCCUCUUUGGCUUC